Molecule: messenger RNA, 318 nt
Organism: Ostreobium quekettii
Lineage: Eukaryota; Viridiplantae; Chlorophyta; Ulvophyceae; Bryopsidales; Ostreobiaceae
Source: the annotation of a GenBank genome assembly
AUGCUGUGGGGGCCCGCAGCACGGAGAGAGCGAAUUGGGUGUGGAUGGGGUUGCCUCCGGUCUUGCACAGAUCUGAUCUUUGAUCCACAAGCAGGUGGCGGCACCGAGCACGGGGCCUGUGCUAUGUUUUGCGCAUGUGGGGUUGAUGAGCUGGUAUGGGUGAGCUCCCGCGUUUGGAACGCAGAAGGGAUCCAGUGCGGGCGGCGGCACUCAGUGGUGUGGGUUGCAUGCGAACCAAGAAGGGAUCUGGCGGUGUGUGGGCUGUCCGGGCGCUGGGCGGAUUGGACGCUGCGUGGGCGUCUGCCUGUGCGCAUCUGA